GUGCGAAGAAGCGAAAGGGAUAACAGAAAUUGAAAGCUAAGAACAGAAUAAACACACCACAACACAUGAUAGAUUGUUUUGUUUCCUUUUCCCUAACGUUACGAAACGCAACAUUGUCUCCAACAUACAUGCUAGUAUAUAUAAGGUCGAAGCCUCUAUUACGUUGCUUCAGAUUAUUGCCAUUUUGUUUAUUUAAUUAAUGGUUGAUGCGUUUUUAUUGGGAUGGGAGCUCAGAAGAGCAUCCAUGCUGGCAAAGCAAAGAUUGAUGUUAAUGUUGAUUUUACUCACAAGCUAUGUGCUUCUUUGAUGCUCCCUACUUUCAGGAAUGCUGACAAUCCUCUUUCACUAGUAAUUGGGAGUCUUUGCAUUAAACACCCGAACUUAUUUGGUGGAAGUGAGAAGCUUGAUGUUUCAUGGGACAAGGGUCUGUAUGAUUCAAAUAUCUUUGUCGCCUAUAGAAGGCCACGGCAAGAACGGCUUGCUCAUCAGUCUUUUGUAGUGCAGCAUUCUCGUUCACCAGAGAUUGGAAUCCAUGGUAUACCUAUAAACAAUUUCUCCCGCUCGGGAAGUGGAGGUGUAAAUUUAUCUAGAUUAUCAGUUGGGAUGGACCUGAAGGAACCUAUGAGUUCAAAGUGGAGCAGCACAACAAGCAUAAAAUUCGAGCAUGUUCGUCCAUUGAACGAUGAUGGAUACAAUAUAAGUAGGGAUUGUGACGGGUUUCCUUUGACUUGCAGUGGCAGUCCACAUGACAGUAUGGUAGUGUUAAAGCAAGAGUCUCGAUUCGCAAAGGCCAAUGAUCGUAGCUUUUUUCAUUUUAAUCUUCAAAUAGAGCAAGGUAUUCCAGUUCUUUCUAAGUGGAUAAUUUUCAACCGAUUUAAAUUUGUCGCUUCAAAAGGCAUCAAACUUGGACCAGCACUUCUCUUGACGAGACUUACAGGUGGUUCAAUUGUCGGGGACAUGGCUCCUUACCAAGCAUUUUCCAUUGGGGGGCUUGGGAGUGUCCGAGGGUAUGGUGAAGGAGCAGUUGGAUCGGGGAGAUCAUGUCUGGUGGCUAAUAGCGAACUGACUCUCCCUCUGAAUAAUAUGUUGGAAGGCGCAAUUUUCAUGGAUUGUGGAACAGACUUGCGGUCUGGUCAUCUUGUACCUGGAAAUCCAGCUUUACGGCAAGGUAAACCAGGAUCUGGUGUUGGAUUGGGAUAUGGACUUAGAUUUAAAUCACAGUUUGGUCAUUUUCAAGUUGAUUAUGCUAUGAAUGCAUUUAAGCAGAGGACUCUCUAUUUUGGCCUCAGCAACCUUGCUUCAUGACAUCCAUGAUGGUUGCAGCCAGAAACUCUUAUGCAUUUGCAUUUCUUGUAGUUUAUGAUCCAAUCAUAAAGUCCUAUAGAAGAUGAAAUGAUGCAUUCUCUUUGUUUCUAACUCCGCGCUAUAUUUUGCAUGCGGAGAGAGAAAUAGUUACUGUAUAUUUUAUCUUAGAAUUCACAGUUGGAAUAUUUCUUGGCAUUUUCAUAAAGGUUUUUUGUUUAUGGUAAACGUGUGCAAGUAGAUGGAUUUUUUGUUGUAAA
Cicer arietinum (chickpea) is the source of this 1562-nucleotide messenger RNA. RefSeq names its product outer envelope protein 39, chloroplastic. Gene Ontology annotation, cellular component: outer membrane. Lineage: Eukaryota; Viridiplantae; Streptophyta; Magnoliopsida; Fabales; Fabaceae. Gene Ontology annotation, biological process: embryo development ending in seed dormancy; chloroplast organization. The record is from RefSeq and is a predicted model, not a curated record.